AUGCUCAAGGGAGCGCUCUCAUCGCUGCUUGCUCCUCUCCUGGGUAUUUCGGUUGCCGUAAGCGACUCGCUGGCUGCUGCCCCAACAGGUGGUAGCAUUGCGGUGGUCGGAGCCAGCGGUGGGACCGGUAAGGAGUGUGUCAACGCACUUGUCCGACGAGGAAUCCCUGUCCGUGCAAUCAUCCGGGCGAAGACGAACAGCAAGGGGAAGGAUUUUGUGCUGGAGGGGGACAGCUCGCUGGUAUCUGAGGUGAUUGGGGACAUUACGUCUCCCGAUACCCUCCGCGAUUCCUUGAAAGGUUGCAAGGCGCUCAUCUUUGCCGCCAGUGCAUCGAAGAAAGGAGGAGACCCUAAACAGGUGGACUAUCAGGGCCUCUUGAACUGUGCUCAGCUGUGCAUCGACCAGAACAUCGAAAGACUCGUUGUGGUCAGCUCUGGCGCUGUGUCCAGACCGGAUUCCGCUGUGUACAAAUUUCUCAACUUGUUCGGAUCCAUCAUGUACUGGAAGAUCCAAGGCGAGAAUGAGAUGAAAGGCAUGUACAAAUCAGCAAGGGAGAAGAAUCCGUCGUUUGCAUGCUCCUACACCAUCGUUCGUCCCGGUGGCUUGACUGAGGGCGCUGCACUAGGGGUCAGCUCCGUGGAACUGAACCAGGGGGAUACGAAAUCGGGGAGGAUCGCGCGCGCUGACGUGGCGGAGAUCUGUGUUGAGAGCAUUUUUAGCAAGGAUGCGGCAGACACGACCUUCGAGUGCUACUACAAAGACACCGCAAAGCCAUUGGAGGGAGUUGGUCUAUCCAACCUGUUCAAGAAGAAGACGUCCGACACUGAAGCUCAGAGUAUCAUGACGGGAAAGGAGCGGCAGGCCGACUCGUGGCCCAAGCUCUUUGCGGGCCUUGACAAGGACGUGUAGGCCUCCAUCCCAACUUUAGCCUUGCAGCUGAGCCUUGUCGAACCUCAACAUGCCAUGAUGAAUGAUUGAACUGAGGUGACCCCUAACUUGUGCCGGUUUCCAAGUUUCAGUAAUAAAUGGUUAAUCGCCC
Messenger RNA from Guillardia theta CCMP2712, 1039 nucleotides. RefSeq lists its product as hypothetical. Lineage: Eukaryota; Cryptophyceae; Pyrenomonadales; Geminigeraceae. The transcript has a single exon. The record is from RefSeq and is a predicted model, not a curated record. The coding region runs from base 1 to 909 and encodes 302 amino acids.